AUGGAGAAGAGGCUUAUACAGUGGCUGGCAACUGGCGAGAUAGACAACAUGCAGGAGUACGUUGAGGAGCUGAAGAGCGAGAAUAUUCCUGGGCAUGCGAGAAUCGCCGUGUGGGGGCUCGCAUUCACGAAGUCCUGGCACAGGCGGACGGAAAGGCCGCAAUUCGCCCUUUUCAACACGCUUAUAUCGUGCACGAAGAAGCUCCCGUGCCCAGACUGCCACCGGAGAGACGAGAGAAAGCGGGCAGAGGAGGCGCAGAGAGAGACCUCCCAAAGCACGAAGGGAAUAGUCAGAAGCCUCGAGAGUGCCAUCUCCGGAGAGAAAGAAGAAGAAAAAGAGAAAGAGAAAGAUGAGAAAGAGAAAGAUGAGAAAGAUGAAGAAGAAAAAGAAGAAGAAAAAGAGAAAGAAGAUGAUGAUGAUGAGAGUGAAGAGUUUGAAGAGUCUGAAAUCGAGUCAAUUCUCAGCCACUUGGACUGUGACUUUGCAAGGGAAGCCAACAAGCACAUUCGCACGAAGGAGAGGCACUAUAUGAUGCAGGUCGUUAUGAAGGCGCUGAAGAAUUCGUACGAGUAUAAUAUGCUAAUCUCCUGCGAGAGAGUGAAUAAGAAGAAUAUGGAUAAAAUAUUCGGGAUAUGCAUAGGGGCUUUCACGUACUUUUCCUCGUACCGCGUGGAGAAGAUAUUUAAAGUGGCUUUCUUCCUGGCUUCUAAUAUAAACGGGAUAUUCUGCAGUAAAAGAGGCCUGGAUAUGACGAAGAAGGAGUUUGACCGUUUUCUUCUCUUUGUACAGAAUACGGCUGCACUUAGCAAGAAUAAGUUUAUGAUCCUGAUGGACGUUAUUUCGUGCCUGAAUCAGGAAAUUCUUGCAGAAUUUGUAUACGGGAUCGUGAAGGGGAGUAUUUCCGUCUCUGGGAUGCAGAAAGACCUUCUGGAUAAGUACGGAAAGGAAAGUGCAGGGGAAAUAGAGGCGUACAAAAAGGCGCAUCCCUUCUGCCUUCUGAGCAAGUUCACUCCCCGGAUAGUCUUCAUCCACCAGCAGGCAGAGAAGUCCCUGAACGAGCUGAAAAAAGAAAACUCGUACCUGAAGGAAAAUAUUGAGACGCUUUUGUGCGACCUAAAAUAUGCGAACUCUUCAGAGCUCAUCGGGCAGCUCAAGAGAGACAUCGCAGAGAAGGACGAGCAGAUCCGGAGGAUGGAGGCACGCAAAUGA
Messenger RNA from Nematocida major, 1209 nucleotides. RefSeq lists its product as uncharacterized. The coding region runs from base 1 to 1209 and encodes 402 amino acids. The transcript has a single exon. Lineage: Eukaryota; Fungi; Microsporidia. The record is from RefSeq and is a predicted model, not a curated record.